UCAUCUAUGAACAGCCUCACCAACAUCCGUCUCAUCCUGAUUAAGAUCGAUGUCUUCUUGGCUUUUAAAGAGAAAGCGAUGCAGAUGUAUUCCUCAGCUGUCAUCAACAGAGUACUUCCAGUACUUCCAGUACUUCCAGUUCAAGUACAACAACAACAGCCUCCUCUUUCUGUGAGUGCAUACCUCAGCAGUCUCCAAAUCAGCUCUACAAUUCAGCAGUCUGUCUUCACGUUCCUGGGUCUUUCCAAAAAAGACGUUGAUGAUGCCAUGGAAAAGCUGAAGCAUCAAUAUCACACACAGUGCUCCAGUAAAACCUUCUUAAAGGAGGAACUGGAACCCCUCGACCAGGAUGACAUGAUGGAGCUGAAGGAGCUGGUGGAGUCUGAGGGUUUAUUCAUGCAAACUGAUCAGUCUGGCUCUCUAACAGUGAGCGGGCUAAAAGACGGGGUCACCCGAGUGAUGCAGAAAAUGAAUCGGUGUCAGUUAAUGGGUCUUGCUAAUGAGGUGAGAGUCAGGGAGGAGGAGGAAUUGUACCAUCGAGUUGUUUGGUGCAUCCUGGCACAUAACGGUAACUGGGAAAGACUUCCCAGAACAGCCAAUCACCAACUGGAAAACAACGAAUUAACAGAAGGAAUAAAAGACGCACAGGGACUCACAUGGGAGGUUAAUCUACAGACAAUGAUGGCCACACAGCAACUGAGCAGACAGGCGAUGAAGCUAAAGCGACUUGAGAAUCUGAGAGACUUUACUUACCCUCUGUACUGGGACAGCAUGGCUGCUAAUGAGAGCUUGAAGGUCGUUACACUGGAGCCUUCCUCUGCAGAGUACCGGGCAGUGAAGGAGGCCUUCAAACGAACUGUUGCCAAAACUGUGAUGAAG
Messenger RNA from Haplochromis burtoni (Burton's mouthbrooder), 879 nucleotides. Its product is annotated as protein mono-ADP-ribosyltransferase PARP14. Lineage: Eukaryota; Metazoa; Chordata; Actinopteri; Cichliformes; Cichlidae. Gene Ontology annotation, cellular component: nucleus; cytoplasm. Gene Ontology annotation, molecular function: NAD+ poly-ADP-ribosyltransferase activity; transcription corepressor activity. Gene Ontology annotation, biological process: negative regulation of gene expression. The record is from RefSeq and is a predicted model, not a curated record.